Molecule: messenger RNA, 1302 nt
Organism: Elephantulus edwardii (Cape elephant shrew)
Lineage: Eukaryota; Metazoa; Chordata; Mammalia; Macroscelidea; Macroscelididae
Gene: IDS
Product: iduronate 2-sulfatase
Exons: 2
Coding region: 1-1302 (433 amino acids)
Molecular function (GO): iduronate-2-sulfatase activity
Source: RefSeq, a predicted model, not a curated record
AUGGUCUUGCAAAUCAUCAACACCUCGGCUCUGGCAUCAGUGGCGCAAAGGAACUCGACCGCAGAUGCUCUGAAUAUCCUGUUUAUUGUCGUGGAUGACCUGCGCACCUCCCUGGGCUGUUACGGGGACAAGCUCGUGAGGUCUCCAAACAUUGACCAGCUGGCAUCGCACAGCCUCCUUUUCCAGAAUGCCUUUGCCCAGCAAGCAGUGUGCGCCCCGAGCCACGUGUCCUUCCUCACAGGAAGGCGGCCUGACACCACUCGCCUCUAUGACUUCAAUUCCUACUGGAGGGUGCAGGCUGGCAACUUCUCCAUCCUCCCCCAGUACUUCAAAGAGAAUGGCUAUGUGACCACGUCGGUUGGAAAAGUCUUUCACCCUGGAAUAACUUCCAACCACAGUGACGAUUCUCCUUAUAGCUGGUCCAUUCCGCCCUACCACCCCUCCUCUGAGGUGUGCGAAAACACCAAGACUUGCAGGGGGCAAGAUGGACAGCUGCACGCCAACCUGCUGUGUCCUGUGGAUGUGGUGGAUGUGCCGGAGGGCACCUUGCCUGACAUGCAAAGCACUGAGCGGGCCAUCCAGUUGUUGGAAAAGAUGACAACAUCGAGCAGGCCUUUCUUCCUGACUGUUGGGUACCACAAGCCGCACAUCCCUUUCAGACACCCCGAGGAGUUUCAGAAGUUGUAUCCCUUGGAGAACAUCACCCUGGCCCCUGACACUGAGGUGCCUUCUGGCCUCCCUGCUGUGGCCUACAACCCCUGGAUGGACAUCAGGGAGCGGGAGGACGUGCAGGCUUUGAACGUCAGCGUGCCCUAUGGCCCCAUUCCUGUGGACUUUCAGCGGAAGAUCUGUCAGAGCUACUUCGCCUCUGUUUCGUACUUGGACACUCAGGUCGGCUGCCUUUUGAACGCGCUGGAGGAUCUGCAGCUGGCCAGCUCCACCAUUGUUGUGUUCACUUCCGAUCACGGGUGGUCACUCGGUGAACAUGGAGAAUGGGCCAAAUACAGCAACUUCGAUGUCGCCACUCGCGUGCCCCUGAUGUUCUAUGUUCCUGGUAGGACAGCUUUGCUUCCAGGGACAGGCGCAAAACUUUUUCCUUACAUCGACCCUUUAUUAGAGUCCAGCUCGGAACUGACGGAGCCAGAUGCAGUCUUUGUUCUCACUGAGCUGCCGCUCACCACAGAUAAUCUGCUGUCCUUCAUCAUGAGAGUUCCAUCUGCCGACAAGAGCCAAGAAGCCAAACUCAGACCUGCUGCUUCCAAGUCCAUUCUGCCUCAUGGUGACCCUCCACUGGGUUCCUAA